CUUUACGAUUGUCAUUCGACACAUGCCAGGUUUGGUUUGGUUUCCAUUGUUGAGUAGGAAAUUUGUGUCAUCCUUCAAGGAUGUUUAAGCAUCCCGUACUCCUCACUGAAUCACUUUUUUAAUGACUUCGGUAACUGGUAGUACAGAUAGCUUGCUUGUUGAGGUAGUAAGCCUCGAGUGUACUGCAGGCAAGUAGCAGUACGUUCCAGCCCUUUCCAUUUUAACCGCCAAAGAAAGACCCUUGUUGGGACUUGCUGGGAAUGGGUAGCUGGUGAAACCAAGGUCAUGUGUGUUUCAUGGUCCCCUUCCCUAGGUUAAUUGAGCAUGACAUGGCACCACUCACAUCUAAGGCACGAACGAAACUCUGGUGUCCACCGUCCAAAGGAGAAGUGCCGCGGGAAGAAGGGAAGUCCGUGUUGAUCCAAAAUUUUCCGUUUAUACUUUUCACGAAUGGCUUUGCAAUUGUAUGGUAGAAAGAGGUUGAACAGUUUGAAACCUCUCUGAAGUAAGUAGGACAAGAUUCACUGCAUCAGCAGUUGCAGGUGCAGGCAGAGAGGCAGCUUCUCCAUUGACACUUGAAUUUCAAUGGGACCAAGUCAAGUCUACCAAACCAACCCCAAAACCUCCAACCUUCAACCUCAUCAUCAUCAACUCAUCUCUCCUCCUUUUUUGUGUGUUAGAAAAAUCCACGGAAACGCGUUCCUUUCCCUCCACCACCUACUAGAAACAAAAAGCGAAAUCCAAGCAAAGCAAAGGCCAGCUCCGCACCCACUCUCUCUUCUCCUUCCUUCUCCUUCCUUCUCCCACCUCCUCCCCUCGAUUCUCCCACCGCCACCGCCAACGCCGUCGCCGUCCACCGCGGGAGCCAAGCGACGGCUGCCUCAACCGCUCAUGUCGUCUUCUCCCUCCGGAUGCCAAUGUCUCGACAUGCCCGUGCCUGCCACCGCUCCGCCUUCCCCUUCCUCCUUGUGACGAGGACGACGACGGGCGGCAUCCUUCCUCUCCUCCUCGCCGUCUUCAUCCUCACCGGUUCCGUCGGCGUGUGCUCGGCGUCGAAGCAGUUCUCCACGGUCGCCAUCUCGCACGCGCCCAACUCCACCCUUGUCUGCGCGCUCGUCACCACCAACGGCGGCGAUGCCGCGGCCACGGGAGGAUCCAGCUCCAAGCUGCACUGCACCUCGCUGCCGGACGGACAGCAGUUCGUGUACCCCUCCGCCGACAUCCCCUACAACGCCAUCGCCGCCGGCACCGACUUCCUCUGCGGCCUCAUGGCCCCGGCCGGUGGCCACGCCGCCAUGCGCUGGUGGUCCUUCUCCGAGGAGGCCGCCGCCAACCGCUCCCGCCCCGUCGGCCGCCGCCUCUACUGGGGGCCAUCGCUCCGCUCGCUCAACGCCGGCGGCGCCCACGUCUGCGGCCUCUCCAACGACCACGACCCAGCCUGCUGGGAGUGGCCGGGCCUCAAGCUCCCUAAAGGCGUCGACUUUUCCGGCAUCGCGCUCGGCCAGGACUUCCUCUGCGGCAUCCUCGCCAAAGACAACACCUCCAUGAGCUGCUACGGCGGGAUGAAGGCACCGUUGCUGACGCCGAAGCCGGCGGCCUUCAAGACUGUCGCCGCCGGCCACCGCCACGCGUGCGCGGUCGACGAGGAGGGAGGCUUCGCCUGCUGGGGCGACGGCGUCCCCAAGGUGCCGCCCGCCGAGCUGCCGGAGAGCAUGUCGGCCAUGGCGCUCGGCAACGACACCACGUGCAUCCUCGACGGGAAAGGAAUCGCGCAGUGCUGGGGCGGCGCGCCGGUGCCGGCACAGUACAAGAGCACGCCAUUCCUGGCCAUCGAGGCCGACGGCGACGCCGUCUGCGCCAUCACCUUGUACAACUACUCCGUCGUGUGUUGGGGGAAGGGCGACCGAUUCGGCGGAGGCCGGCUCAUCUACAACGCCACCAUGCCCGGCGCCUGCGCGCCCCAGCGGAACUGCUCCUGCGGCAUCAUCUCGGGGUCAGGGGCGCUCUGCGGCAACGGCGGCGGCGAAGGCGUCCAAGAGCUCGCCGUCUGCCAACCGUGUCCGCUACUGCUCAACGCGUCCAGAAUCGUGAUUGCCAAUGGGAUGAACAAGGCGGCGCCGCCGCCAGGCGAUGACGAUGCAAGGAAGAAGAAGACCCUGGCGGUCGCCCUCAGCGUGGCCGGCGUCGGAGCCGCGGUGCUCGCGGCGGCGGGGACGGCGUUCUACCUCGUAGCGUUCAAGAAGCGGGAGAAGAAGACGCUGCGCCUUGGGGAGUCGUCUUCGCGGCGGCUGUGCCGCGACGUCGAAGCCAUGGUCAUGCCGGCGCCGCAGGUCUCGCCAUUGCGGCCGGCGCGGCCUCUCGGGUGCGAGGAGUUCACGCUCCGGGAGCUCUCGCGCCUCACCAACGGCUUCGCUGAGGAGAGCAAGAUCGGGAGCGGCAGCUUCGGGUCGGUGUACCGCGCCAAGCUCCCCGACGGUCGCGAGGUCGCCAUCAAGCGCGCCGAGCGCGCCGGCAGCGGCGGGCGGCGGCGGCGGCGCUUCGACGCGGAGCGCGCGUUCCGCGCGGAGCUCCGGCUGCUGUCGCGCGUGAACCACCGCAACCUGGUGCAGCUGCUGGGGUUCUGCGAGGAGCGCGGCGAGCGCAUCCUGGUGUUCGAGUUCAUGCCCCACGGCGCGCUCCACGACCACCUCCACGGCGGCAGCCGCGAGGGCGCCGGGUACUCGCCGCUGUUCGCGUCGUGGGAGGCGCGGCUCCGGGUGGCGCUGGACGCGGCGCGAGGCGUGGAGUACCUGCAUUGCUACGCCGUGCCGCCCAUCAUCCACCGCGACGUGAAGCCGUCCAACAUCCUCCUCGACGGCGACUGGACGGCCAAGGUCUCGGACUUCGGGCUCUCGCUGGCCAGCGGCGGCGCGGCGGCCGCGGCCGCAUCGUCGUCCGCCACGGCCGGCACGGUCGGGUACAUCGACCCGGAGUACUACCGGCUGCAGGAGCUGACCGAGCGGAGCGACGUGUACAGCUUCGGCGUCGUGCUGCUGGAGCUGGUCACCGGCCGGAAGGCCAUCCACCGGACCAGCCAGGACGGCAGCGGGUCCCCGAGGAACGUGAUCGAGUUCGCCGUGCCGGCGGUGGAGACGGGCAACAUCACCAAGAUCCUCGACGACCGCGUGCCCCCGCCGCGCGGCCACGAGGUGGAGGCGGUGGCGCGCGUGGCCAAGAUCGCCUCGGAGUGCGUUCGGCCGCGGGGCCGCGCCAGGCCGAUCAUGUCCGAGGUGGUCGCCGAGCUGGAGUGGGCCGUCACGCUGUGCGAGGAGUCCGUCCUCGUGGCCGCCGCCGCCGCCGGGCAGAACAGCUCCCGGCACGGCGGCUCCGACCUGUCGCGGUCGCGGUCGCGCUCCGAGUCCGACGAUCCGAGCCCGUUCCACACCCGCGAACUCGGCUUCGGGUUCGGCUUCAGCCACAGCCACAGCUCGAGCCGACCUGUCACCCAUGGCAGGUCCCACUCGACAAUGUAAAACCUACUUUUUUUUUGUUCUUUUAUUUUACCAUUGAUAUAGGUUGAUUUAGUUACUGUCCAUAAACAUUUUACAAAGGAAAAACUGGGAGGAAAAAUUCUUGGUCGUCUA
Messenger RNA from Panicum hallii, 3623 nucleotides. Its product is annotated as serine/threonine-protein kinase-like protein CCR4. The record is from RefSeq and is a predicted model, not a curated record. Gene Ontology annotation, biological process: protein phosphorylation. The transcript has a single exon. Gene Ontology annotation, molecular function: protein serine/threonine kinase activity; ATP binding. Lineage: Eukaryota; Viridiplantae; Streptophyta; Magnoliopsida; Poales; Poaceae. Bases 912 to 3512 code for a protein of 866 amino acids.